UUGAUUAUUGCUAUACUUGAUCAAUUGAUUGAAUAUAAAAGCAAGGAUUAUUAUUCGCAGAAAAAGUUGAUUUAUAGUGAUUAUUGCCAGGAAAAAGGCUCUCUAACUCUGCUCUGGAAAUCUCUAUUUAUAUUGCCCAAGGUCUUAGCAAAGAAACAAAACAUAUUUCUGAUUGAGUCGUCUUGAGAUACAAUACCAAGUAGCUGCAUUCAAACCUCGUGAUAAUACUGCUCUGUAAUUACGAUCAAAAUUCGCGAUGUGAAAUUUCUUGAGUUCUACUUCUGCACCUCAUCGCGCUCGAUGCUUAUCAGCACAUCAUUGCAAUGCUGGAGGUGAUGGACCAACGCCGAAACGGCAGCGGUGGUGGUGGAGGUGGUGGUAGAACCACCCCUACCAACACCGGUAGUGAUGGGGGUUUGUCCCGUUUCGGGGGAAGCCAUCGAUCAUCGUGCCUAACCAACCGCUACAGCUCCCCAAACAUCCACGCACUCAUCCACAACCAUCAUCCUAACUGCUCUGGGGGCAGUGGUAGUGCCGGCGCUAGUCCCGUGGCCAGUAGGGAGAGCAGUCCUCUGCUUCUCAAGCGGGCCAUCGGGCUGUCCAUGCUGCAGGUCGCUGGAAACUGUUCUUCAGGACAAUGUUCGCCGGUGUCACAGCAUGAGAAACUGCACAGCACACUCAAGCGAUCCAACUCUCUUAAGAGGAUUCUCAGGAUGCCGCUCUUCGGAGGUCCAG
This is a messenger RNA of Hyalella azteca, 735 nucleotides long. RefSeq lists its product as uncharacterized. Lineage: Eukaryota; Metazoa; Arthropoda; Malacostraca; Amphipoda; Hyalellidae. The transcript has a single exon. The record is from RefSeq and is a predicted model, not a curated record. The annotation marks the transcript as partial.